CAGAUUCUGAGAGAGCAGGAGGGAGUGGAGGAUCUACUGUGGCGCAGCUGAGUCAAUUCUCAUAGAAGAGCUGAUGCGGCGGCUUGCUAUUGGACUCUAUCAAAUCCUCGGAGAGUCCGUAUAGCAGCUGCACAAUCAAUACAAACAUAAACUUGAAGAAAAGGAUUGGGUUCUGUUCGGGGAGUCCUACGAACCUCUCAAAGGUAUCCCAUUUCCAGUUCUUCAAUUCAAUCUCCAUCUUCAGAGCUAAGCUCCUCUUCUUCAACUGGGUGACUUUAAAUUCUGCAUUUCUGUGGCUUUUCAUUGAGGAAAGAGCGGCAGCAGCAGCAGCAGCAGCAGCAGCAGCAGGGCAACUGUAAAAUUAAUGCUUAUGUGAACGCUGGCAACUUAUUUGAGGAAGAUACCGAAGUUCAAUAUAAAGGAUGGAAUGGUUCUGGCAACUAAUGAGAACCUAAGCUCGGUAGGCCAUACAGAAUAAUGUUCUCUACCAGCAACAUCAUCUCUUGCAACUUCCCUCACCUGCCUCCGAAGUCCCUUAACACAACUUCUCACCACCGGACUCCCAUAAUCUCACAACCGACAAAUUUACACUCAUUUGUUCAACCCUACAUAUAUGAAACUUUGCUUAACUCAGUCAGUGGAAAGCACUUCCUUCAGACUUGUGGCAGCUUCUUGGACGGUCAAGAAUCAAAAUUUCCAGAAGUGAGAAGGGAAGCUUCCUCAAAAAGCGAGCUUGCCGAUAACGGAGAUGGAGGGAAAGGAAAGGACUGGACAACUUCGAUUUUGCUGUUUUGCUUGUGGAGUGCGCUCCUCUAUUAUGUCUUCAAUCUCGCUCCAAACCAAACCCCGUCCAGAGACAUGUACUUCCUGCUAAAGCUCUCAUUUUUGAAAGGAGAUGAUGGUUUUAAAAUGAAUGAAGUGCUCGUGUCUUUGUGGUAUAUUAUGGGAUUAUGGCCUUUGGUAUAUAGCAUGUUAUUGUUACCAACAGGCAGAAGUUCAAAGAGGAGUAUUCCAGUGUGGCCUUUCCUAGUUCUUUCAUUUGCCGGUGGGGUCUAUGCUCUUCUUCCCUACUUCGUUCUUUGGACACCACCCUCACCUCCUACAGAAGAGCAUGAAUUGAAAAAAUGGCCGUUCAAUUUUCUCGAGUCGAAGAUAACCGCUGCCGGUUUGCUAGCUGGGGGACUAGGAAUAUUCGGCUAUGCAGCUCUAGCAAAUGCUGAUGUGUGGAAAGAGUUCUACCAGUACUUUCGAGAAAGCAGAUUGGUCCAUGUCACAUGCCUCGACUUUUCUCUGCUGUCCGCAUUUGUGCCCUUUUGGAUUUACAAUGAUAUGACUUCUCGCAAAUGGUAUGAUAAGGGAUUUUGGCUUCUUCCGCUCUCAUUGGUUCCCUUUCUAGGGCCAGCUCUCUAUCUCGUUCUACGACCAACGGUGUCGGCAUCACUGAGUUUAUCAGGCCCUGCUGCUUCCGAACAAGAAUAGAGGAACAAAUCUACGAAUGUCAGAAAAACAAGGUUCUCCUGGUUUUAUUUCUAUUUUGUUAGAUUAAAUACGAAAGAAUUCUUUUUUGUUAGAUUCCAUAUGAAAGAAUUGCCCAUGUAACGAAUUGGCAGAGGUCACAUUUUGAUUGAACAAAGCGCUAGUGUUUUGGUAAAUUCUGCAUAUCGACAUUUCUGUAA
Messenger RNA from Punica granatum (pomegranate), 1676 nucleotides. The record is from RefSeq and is a predicted model, not a curated record. Lineage: Eukaryota; Viridiplantae; Streptophyta; Magnoliopsida; Myrtales; Lythraceae.